Messenger RNA from Pangasianodon hypophthalmus (striped catfish), 2284 nucleotides. RefSeq names its product SAYSVFN motif domain containing 1 (gene saysd1). The coding region runs from base 163 to 648 and encodes 161 amino acids. The record is from RefSeq and is a predicted model, not a curated record. The transcript has 2 exons. NCBI's taxonomy places the organism in Eukaryota, Metazoa, Chordata, Actinopteri, Siluriformes, Pangasiidae.
UUCCGGGUGUUGCACUGAUCGGUGUAACCAUCGUAAACGUCCGUGUGCAACAUAUAAAACAGAACUAUUUACUAUAGCAAGUGAAUUUGUGGACGUAGGUAAUUUUUGGUAGAAAAACGCAGUUUUCUAACUAGUUUGCAAAUUGUUUUUAAAUGUUUGAACAUGGAACAGAAGUUAGCAGAGUUCAGAGCUCGAAGGAAAGCCGAGAAGCAACCAACGAAAAGCGAAAAUCAAGCUGAAAGUUGCUGCUGUGAGACUCCCAAAGCUCCGACUGACUCGAGCACGUCCACUGAGUCCCACAGCAAUGGACAAGAGGAAAACAGAGACUGGUUGCUGGACAGCGCUGUUGGCCGCUGGCUCGGCGUGCAGCGUUUGGCUUUCACCAAUCUGACCAUGCUGAAGGUGUUACUGUGGCUUGUGUUGCUGGGUCUCUUCUCUGAGCUGGACUUUGGGCUGCCCUUCUUUCUCCUGUCUCUGUUUUACUGGCUUUAUGAAGGUCUGCGGAGUCCAGGGGCGAGAAGGCCUGGUGAGCUGAGCGCCUAUUCGGUGUUUAACCCCAACUGUCAGCCCAUCCUGGGCACACUCACUGCAGAACAGCUGGAGGGAGAGAUGGGUUACAGACCAUUAAACAGCAGAGUGAAUACAUAACACACUACUGCCAAACUUCAGAAUGAACACGGCUGAAGUUUGGAUCACCCUGUAGAAAGAUGUAAUGUAUUUUACGCCAAACACCACACACAUACACUUUAUAUACACACACACACACACACACACACACACACACACACACACUUUACAGACAAGGCCAUGAGUAACAUAGUAAAUUAGGUUUUGAGUAUUAGCUGAUACCCUAUACUAAGCUUUCUUGUGCCAAAGUUAAGUCUAACUAAGUUAGGUUUGUAUAUACAAAACCUAACCUGACAAAACCUGGUCAGUGACUGUUUAAUAAUAGUAACCGGUUUAUUAGGAUAAAAAAAAAAAAAUUAUUUCAAAUGUUUUAACCCUUUCAUGCAUCAGUUGUAACAACCUAAAUCAGGAUUUUCCCCUCGUUGUUGUUAUUCUUCUUUAAAAGGUAAAAAUAAAAACUAUGGGACAUGAUACAUUUGAAUGUUCAAUAUCAAGUAAUAUCCUACUGAAGAGAACACAAUUAUGUGAAAAUUAAGAACAUAAAUAAGAGCUGGCAUUGUCGAUAAUAGGCUGAUACCAGCAAAAUAAAUAAAUAAAAUAAAAAAUAAAAAGGUUGAUCUGAUACUGUAACAAAUGGAGACUGGAAUUGGAUUUGAAAAUUUAUUUUUGGAUCUGGAAAUGUUUAGAUGUAAAGAGACUUGACUGUUUUUUCUUUUGUUAUGGUUGAUUACAUUUAUACUUUAUUAUAUUUACAGUGCAAGUUAUUUUGAUGUGAAAGAAUUUAACUGUAAAGUGCUUCAGUUAAACUUGUCCAGAAAGCUUGUUUCUCAUAACAGUUUUAGUCAACAGAGUUUUAUUAUGUUAAAUGCCAGUCUUUUGCUCUCCCACAACACACAACCCACGGCCUGGUACCAGUCUGAAGCGUGUGGUCGGAAACCCCUGCACUAGCAUACCAAACGUGACAAAGCUGCAAAUACUCAGGUCUGAAUAGUUGUUAAUAUUUUUGAUUUUUUUAAAAAUAUAUAUGUAGCUGUUUAUGUUUUUUAUUUUCAUUAUUUAAAAAAGUUUAGAAAUUAAUUUAAAAUUUAGCCAAUUCAAAAUAAGACUGUAAAUAAAAAAAGAAAUAAAAUAUCAGUUCACAUGUAAUGUUGAAAGCACUUUUCACACUUCAGUGUGUCCAACAGACAUGUUAUUUUCUACUUAUGAGUCAUGGAUAUUGCGUAGAGACUCUAUAGUCUGUACCAUCCAUGCACCUCAUUCAGGUCAGUAAUGGACCUUGAGUGUUUUUGAGAAGCUCAUUAAUGAAAGGCAUCAUCAUCUUCUUGUAUUCUUCACUGAGGGAUUUGAAAAACAGCCAUUUCCAGGCUUUAGCUUCCACAGACAGACAUUUUUAGUGGAGCUACAGAAUAAAAGUGAAAAGUUUAAAAAGAUGCAGAAGCAACAAAUCUGUAUGGCUCAUUUGGAAAGGUACACAUUUGAAGGCAGGUAAUCCUGUUAUAUCGUCUUCAUUAGAUAAUGAGACAACAACGACAGUACCAUCUCGGUGCAGCCAUUUUAUUUGAUUAUGUUUACUAUUGAAAGUGAAAACUAAUGUUCUGUAAUGUGUUUGACAGUAUACACCCAACUGUUGACAACUCAAUAAAGCUUAAAAGGAUGA